Messenger RNA from Cyprinodon variegatus (sheepshead minnow), 3811 nucleotides. RefSeq names its product PR domain containing 10 (gene prdm10). Gene Ontology annotation, molecular function: protein binding. The record is from RefSeq and is a predicted model, not a curated record. NCBI's taxonomy places the organism in Eukaryota, Metazoa, Chordata, Actinopteri, Cyprinodontiformes, Cyprinodontidae. The transcript is spliced from 24 exons. The coding region runs from base 119 to 3604 and encodes 1161 amino acids. Gene Ontology annotation, cellular component: nucleus.
AAGCAGAUUAUGUUAAUAUAUGAAAUGCAGCCAUCUCUGCAGCUACCAUUCUGAGGCAUCCCACUGCGUCCCUGGAGAGGAUCAAGGUGGAUGGUGAAGGGCCUGUUAGGCUGCAGCCAUGGAAACCAAGCAGGAACCAUCCGCCGUGUGGAGCCAGGCGGUCAACAGCGACUCAAACAAUUCAACACAGGUGCAUUUCGAAGGCAGCACUGUGGCCCAGAUUGUGUACAGCGGCGAUCAGGCGGAGCGGGCGGAGCAGCAAGUGGUCUAUACAGCAGAGGGGAACUCCUACGCCUCGGUGGAGUCUGCAGAGCACACUUUAGUCUACAUUCACCCUGCAGAUGGUUCUCAGACUGUGUUUUCUGAUCAGCCACAAGUGGCUUACAUCCAGCAGGAUGGCACAACUCAGCAGGUGACAGUUCUCCUGCCUGGUGGACAGAACGUGAACGCUGCCAACCUGCAUGUUCUCAGUAAUGUGGCCGAUGCUCCUCAGGCCAUUCUAGAGCCUGUUUCCCAGGAGCAGCUUUCCAACUCGCUGACAGAUAUGGGUGACAUGGCAGAGCCGGCCAGCAGCCCGCUUGGAGCCACGGACUCCACAGACGACUCGGACGAAGUGGAGGACGAAGACUCGGAGAUGGACGACUGGGAGCUGCGACACCCUCAGCCGUUUGACCCCCACACCCUCUGGUGUGAGGAGUGUAACAGUGCCAACCCGUCAGACUGUCCCCUACACGGCCCCCUGCAUCCCAUUCCCAACCGGCCCGUGUUGUCCAAAGCCAGGGCCAGUCUGCCUCAGAUCCUUUACAUCGACCGUUUCCUGGGAGGAGUUUUCUCCAAGAGGCGCAUCCCUAAACGCACACAGUUCGGCCCUGUGGAGGGACCACUGGUUCCACAGAGUGAGCUGCAGGAACACUACUUUCAGUUAAAGCUUUGCAUGCUGGAUGCAGAGAAGGAAGGAGAGAAGGCGAGCGACGUGUGGCUGGACCUUUCUGAUGAGGAGAGCUGCAACUGGAUGAUGUUUGUGAGGCCGGCACAGAAUCACCUGGAGCAGAACCUGGUGGCCUAUCAGUACGGCUCUGAAAUCUUUUACACCACCAUCAAACACAUCCAGCCCAAACAGGAGCUGAAGGUGUGGUAUGCAGCCUCGUAUGCAGACUUUGUGAAUCAGAAGAUCCACGAUGUUACAGAUGAAGAGAGGAAAGCCCUCCAGGAGCAGGAGUGGAACUGGCCGUGCUACGAGUGCAACAGGCGCUUCGUGAGCUCGGAGCAGCUGCAGCAGCAUCUUAACAUGCACGACGACAAGUUGGGCUCCAUUUCAAGAUCAAGAGGCCGCGGCAGAGGGAGGGGCAGGAAGAGGUUUGGGACGGGGAGGAGACCAGGGCGCCCUCCGAAAUUCAUCCGCAUGGACACACCUGUAGACACCAAUGGGAACAAGGCAGGAGAGCUUCUGGAGUUAACAGAGAAAGCGUUGGAGGAGCGGGAAGAGGGAGCAGAGAACGGGCUGAAGGAAGUGGACAUGGAGCCUGAGGUGGAGGCUGGGACUGAGGACGAGGGUCCGCUGGAACCCCUGACCGAGGAACCGCUCCUACAGCCAGAGGCAGAGUCCGCUAAUACGGAGCUGCCUGUUCCACUAAAGGAGGACCCGGCACAGAGCAGCCAGCCAGAAUCCCACCUCACAUCCCAGGACAUGCACCGUGCAAAGAAAAUCCGGACGGAUGAACAGAAUGCAGCCCUGCAGCACCUGUUCAUCAGGAAGAGUUUCCGCCCUUUCAAAUGCACGCUAUGCGGCAAGGCCUUCCGGGACAAAGACAAGCUGGAUCUGCACCUGAGGAUCCACGGCCGUGACGCCUACACCUUCUCCUGCCACUUGUGUUGCAAAAGCUUUGUGAGCGACUCUGCUCUGGAGGACCACCUGCUGAUGCACACGGAGAACCGCUCCUACUCCUGCCUUCUGUGUCAGGAGACAUUUGAGAGGUUGGAGCUGCUGAAGGACCAUGUGGACGUCCAUUCUGUGAAUGGCUGCUACCCCUGUCCAACCUGCAAGAAGACUUUCACCGACUUCAUGCAGGUGAAGAAGCAUAUCCGCUGCUUUCAUUCAGAGAAGAUCUUCCAGUGCCCUGACUGUGAGAAGGCCUUCUGCCGACCGGACAAGCUGCGGCUCCACAUGCUGCGACACUCUGACCGCAAGGACUUCCUGUGCUCAACAUGCGGCAAACAGUUCAAGAGAAAGGAUAAGCUGCGUGAACAUAUGCAGCGCAUGCACAACCCGGACAGAGAGGCCAAGAAGUCCGACCGGACCCACCACUCCAAAGCCCAUAAAACCAAGGUCCCCGCCACCGAUCUGGACAGCUUCGUGUUCAAAUGCAGACUGUGCAUGAUGGGGUUCCGGCGCAGAGGAAUGCUGGUGAACCAUUUGUCCAAACGGCAUCCGGAGAUGCGGAUCGACGACGUGCCUGAGUUAACACUCCCCAUCAUCAAACCCAACAGGGAUUACUUCUGCCAAUAUUGCGACAAGGUUUAUAAGAGCGCCAGUAAGAGGAAAGCUCACAUCCUGAAGAAUCAUCCAGGAGCAGAGCUUCCCCCCAGCAUCCGGAAGCUGCGCCCGGCUGCUCCUGGCGAACCAGACCCAAUGCUGAGUACUCACACCCAGCUGAGCGGAACCAUUGCAACAGCCCCAGUCUGCUGCCCACACUGUGCCAAACAAUACAGCAGCAAGACUAAGAUGGUCCAGCACAUCAGAAAGAAACACCCGGAGUUCGCAAACAGCAUCCAGGCAUCUCUGACUGCGGCAGUCAUCAGCAGCGCUCCCACAGUCAUCAGCGCUGAGGCUGCCCCUGCAGAGGCUGUAGUGCCCACCGACCUGCUGACCCAGGCCAUGACGGAGCUUUCUCAGACGCUGACCACAGACUACCGCACCACACAGGGAGACUACCAGAGGAUCCAGUAUAUUCCAGUGUCGCAGGCAGGAGGUGGGCUGUCACAGCCGCAGCACAUUCAGCUACAGGUGGUCCAGGUAGCUCCAGUCUCCUCUCCUCACUCCCAGGCUCAGGCGGUGGAUGUUAGCCAGCUGCAGGAUCCUCACGGCUACAGUCAGCACUCCAUCCAUGUCCAGGUCUCUGACUCGUCAGGCACCGCACAAGCUGCCGCACAGGGAAGCAGCCAGCCUCUAAGCCCCGCCUCCCAGCAGCCCAGCCAGGAGAUGAGCCCAGCCCAGCUGACCCCCGUUACCUUAGCUCAGGGUCAAACCCUCCAGACCAGCAGCACCCAGCAGGGGGCAGUGCAGCACGCCUACAUCCCUGGAAACUGGAACUACACACGAUACCCAUCUGAGAUCCAGAUGAUGACGCUACCUCACGCACAGUAUGUGAUCGCUGAGCCCAGCACGUCGGCAGGCGGCGGGAGCCAGGUGAAAACGACGCACUUCGUUAUCUCAGAGGGUCAGAGUGAGCUGGACACGAAGCAAACGGCUCCUCAGAACACAAACCAGGAACAGGCGGAUCCCCUGGAGCAGCAGCCGGCGAGCCAGCAGGCCACCACGCAGUACAUCAUCACCACGACAACCAACGGCAGCGGAACCAGUGAAGUCCACAUCACUAAGCCGUGACCCGAUUCUGCAUGGAAACCCGUUCUGUGGAAAGUUUGCUGGCCUGCUCAUGAAGAACUGAGGCGUGGAUUUGUGUUCCUGUAGCGCCGAAACGCUUCCAGCACAGUUUUAUGUGUCUGAAUGAUGAGCUUCUAGACUGUAUCAGUAAAAAAAAAAAAAAAAGAAAAAAUAAAACCUGAUGUUUCUAUUUUAGGAGAUUAUUAUAAA